Ceratina calcarata is the source of this 919-nucleotide messenger RNA. Its product is annotated as mediator of RNA polymerase II transcription subunit 29-like. The coding region runs from base 95 to 667 and encodes 190 amino acids. The record is from RefSeq and is a predicted model, not a curated record. Gene Ontology annotation, biological process: regulation of transcription by RNA polymerase II. NCBI's taxonomy places the organism in Eukaryota, Metazoa, Arthropoda, Insecta, Hymenoptera, Apidae. Gene Ontology annotation, molecular function: transcription factor binding; transcription coregulator activity. The transcript is spliced from 2 exons. Gene Ontology annotation, cellular component: mediator complex.
UAAGGAACUAACUUCAGAUUCCUAGCGAUUGUGUGUGUCAGUGUGUCAGUGACUUUCUAACCAAAGUUCUGCAACACAUCGCGCUGUAAUCACCAUGAACAUUCCUGCAAUACAACAACCGGGAGCAAUUGGUGUAGGCCAGAUGACACAGCCUGUAAAUCCUCAAAUGGCUCAAAAUCCACAGCAGCCACAGCAACCACAAGUUCAGCAACAGCAGCAGCAGCAGCAGCAACAGACUCAAGAGAAGCUUGACAAUAUCUCCAAAGUGAAGUCACUGAUCGGCCCAUUAAGAGAAUCAUUGGCUAUAGCUCUUAAAACUGCAGCACAAACAUUGCACCAAAACAGUUUGGUAGAUGUUGGAUCUUUGAAGAGUAUAGAUCAGCCUGAUCAUAGAUUUAAUAAGAACAUGGAAGAGUUUUAUUCAAUCUGCGACCAAAUAGAAUUGCAUUUAAAGACUUCUAUAGAAUGCUUAUCUCAAAAUUCUAGUUCUCUAAGGUAUUUCCCAGUAUCUGUCAUACCAACACGUACAGACACUGUUGGAGCUCAAGAAGGACCUGCUUUAACAUAUCCUCAAUUCUUGAUGACUGUAAGAGCUCAGGUUGCAUAUGCCCGCGAAGUUCAUGACACUUUAGUUAAUGCUGCUCAAUCAAUAGCAUCAGGUGAAUGAAUUGGUUUUAAAAAAAUAACUUAUCAACGAGAGAUUGUGAUAAGAAUAAUUGUAGUUAGGUAUUUGUAUAUUAUAAUCUAAUUUUUUUUACAUAUAUUUUGUAUAUAAUACAGCAUUAUACAUUUUGUAAUAAAUAAGUCUAAAUUUUAUUUUCCAGAUUACACUUAAAAACUUAUACCCUGUAUUGACUUAAAAUUUAUUAUUCACUUCUCUGACAAUUUUUUUUCAUUUAUCUUUAUUUCUCGUACAUCA